UCCGGCUCUCCGCGCGGAGGCUGCGGCGGGACAGACGGAGGGACAGACGGACGGGUGCGUGGCCUGCAGCCUGGGCCUGGAAGGAUCAUGGCGCCGCUCCGGGAGCGUGCGGGGGCCUGGCUGGCCCUGGCCCUGGCCCUGAGCCUGAGGCCCGGCGCGGCGGUCCCGUGGCAGGACUGCACGGGCGCCGAGUGCCCGCAGCUGGAGAACUGCAUCGAGGAGGCCCUGGAGCCCGGCGCGUGCUGCGCCACGUGCGUGCGGCAGGGCUGCGCCUGCGAGGGCUACCAGUACUACGACUGCGUGCAGGGGGGCUUCGUGGACGGCCGCGUGCCCGCCGGCCAGUCCUACUUCGUGGACUUCGGCAGCACCGAGUGCUCCUGCCCGCCCGGGGGAGGCAAGAUCAGCUGCCAGUUCAUGCUGUGCCCCGAGCUGCCGCCCCACUGCAUCGAGGCCGUGGUGGUGGCCGACGGCUGCCCGCAGUGCGGCCGGCUGGGCUGCGUCCACCGCGGCCACAAGUACGCGGCCGGCCACACGGCGCACCUGGCCCCCUGCCGGGCCUGCCACUGCCCCGACGCCGGCGGGGAGCUCAUCUGCUACCGGCUUCCCGGCUGCCGCGGGAACCUCUCAGACGCCGGGGAGGCGGACCCCGGGCGGCGCCACGAGGACCCGUACAGCUACGGCCAGGAGGCGGCCGAGGCCGAGGCCGCCGCGGCCCUGGCAAGCGAGGUCCGGGCCGGGACGGGGCCCCCCCCGGCUGCCCUGGGAGGGGGGAGCCAGCCCCUGGCCUCCCUCCGGGCGACCCUCUGGCCAGCCGCCCUCCCCCGGCCUACGGCGGCCGCCGCGCUGGGCCCCCCGGCCCCCGUGCAGGCCAGAGCCGGGACGGAGACGGAGGGCACUGCCGAGGAAGGGGACGGAGAAGGGGAGGACGAGGACGGGGAGGACGAGGAAGGGGAGGAGGAGGAAGAGGAGGAGGCGGUGGCCACUGAGCAGCCGGUGACACGCGGCCCCCUGGGGCCCGACGGGCCGCCCACCACAGCCCCCGCCAGACCCGGCCUCCCCGCCCAGGAGAAGGGGGCAGAAGCCGAGGCGGGGCCCGAGGAGAAUCUCAUCCCAGACGCCCAGGCGGUGCCCCGCAGCCGCGGGCGGGAGGGUGCGGGGCCCCUGCCCGGGUCAGGCCCGGGGGCUCUCACCACGACGACGUGGGCUCCCCCCAGCAGCUCCCCGGGGGGCCCCGACGCGCGGAGCACCCACCCCACCCCGCCUGCGCCCGCCGCGGGUGGGACCCCGGCCCCUCCCGCCCCGGAGGCGCUGGAGGAGGAGCCCGGGCAGGCGCGGGGGCUACCCCGACCCCUGGCCGAGGAGGACGUGGACCCCAACUCCGUGCACUCGGGCCCCAGAGGCAGCCCUGGAGGCUCCACCAAGGACCUGAUCGAGACGUGCUGCGCUGCGGGCCAGCAGUGGGCCAUUGACAGGGACGAGUGCCUGGAGGUCCCCGAGGGCGGGAUGGAGGGCGAGGCCUGCAGGACAGCCCAGAAGCACUGCUGCAUCUCCUACCUGAAGGAGAAGAGCUGCGUGGCUGGCGUCCUGCGGGCCAAGGAGGGCGAGGCCUGUGGGGCCGAGGACGACGACAGCUGCGGCGUCUCCCUGUACGAGACCUGCUGUGACUGCUGCAGUCUGGGGCUCCGGGUGAGGGCCGAGGGCCAGUCCUGUGCGUCCAACCCCAAUCUGGGCUACCCCUGCAACCACGUCAUGCUCUCCUGCUGCGAGGGCGAGGACCCCCUCAUGGUGCCCGAGCUCCGCCGGCCUCCCGAGCCCGAGGACGCCCCACGGCGAGUUUCUGAGGCAGAGAUGGCGAGCCGCGAGGCCCUGUCCCUGGGCACAGAGGCUGAGCUGCCCAACAGCCUGCCGGGCGAUGACCAGGACGAGUGCCUGCUGCUCCCGGGGGAGCUGUGCCAGCACCUGUGCAUCAACACCGUGGGCUCCUACCGCUGUGCCUGCUUUCCUGGCUUCUCGCUGCAGGACGACGGCCGCACCUGCCGCCCAGAUGGAGACGGCCCCCAGCCAGGCGCCGCGCGGGAGUCUGCACGGAGGCCGGCGAACGCCCCGGCAGCCCCCAACACCAUCCCGAUGCCCGUGCCCCAGCCCAACACCUGCAAAGACAACGGGCCCUGCAGGCAGGUGUGCAGCAUCGUCGGGGGCUCGGCCACGUGCUCCUGCUUCCCGGGCUACGCCAUUAUGGCGGACGGCGUGUCUUGUGAAGACCGCGACGAGUGUCUGCUGGGCGCUCACGAUUGUAGCCGGCGGCAGUUCUGUGUGAACACCCUGGGAUCCUUCUACUGUGUCAACCACACAGUGCUGUGUGCCGAGGGCUUUAUCCUCAACGCGCACAGGAAGUGCGUGGACGUCAACGAGUGCGUGACGGACCUGCACACGUGCAGCCGCGGCGAGCACUGCCUGAACACCGUGGGCUCCUUCCGCUGCUACACGGCGCUGGCGUGUGAGCCGGGCUACGAGCUCAGAGAAGGAGAGUGCCGAGAUGUGGACGAGUGUGCAACGGGCACACACAACUGCCAGGCCGGCUUCUCGUGCCAGAACACCAGGGGCUCCUUCUACUGCCAGGCCCGCCAGCGCUGCCUGGAGGGCUUCCUGCUGGACCCCGAGGGCAACUGCGUGGACAUCAACGAGUGCACGUCGCUCCCCGAGCCGUGCCGCCCCGGCUUCAGCUGCGUCAACACGGUGGGCUCCUACUCGUGCCAGAGGAGCCCGCUGGCCUGCGGGCGGGGCUUCCACGCCAGCGAGGACGGCGCCCAGUGUGUGGACGUGAACGAGUGCGAGACGGGCGUGCACCGCUGCGGCGAGGGCCAGCUGUGCCACAACCUCCCGGGUUCCUACCGCUGCGACUGCAAGGCCGGCUUCCAGCGAGAUGCCUUCGGCCGGGCCUGCGUGGAUGUGAACGAGUGCUGGGUCUCCCCGGGCCGCCUGUGCCAGCACACGUGCGAGAACACGCCGGGCUCCUACCGCUGCUCCUGCGCAGCCGGCUUCCUGCUGGCCGCCGACGGCAAGCACUGUGAAGACGUGAACGAGUGCGAGAGCCGGCGCUGCAGCCAGGAGUGCGCCAACAUCUACGGCUCGUACCAGUGCUACUGCCGCCAGGGCUACCAGCUGGCGGAGGACGGGCACACGUGCACGGACAUCGACGAGUGCGCGCAGGGCGCUGGCCUCCUCUGCACCUUCCGCUGCGUCAACGUGCCGGGGAGCUACCAGUGCGCAUGCCCGGAGCACGGCUACGCCAUGCUGGCCAACGGCCGGUCCUGCAAGGACCUGGACGAGUGUGCACUGGGCACCCACAACUGCUCUGCCGACGAGUCCUGCCACAACAUCCAGGGGAGCUUCCGCUGCCUGCGCUUCGAGUGCCCCCCGAACUACGCCCGAGUCUCCGAGACGAAAUGUGAGCGGGCCACGUGCCAGGACAUCGCCGAGUGCCAGAACUCCCCGGCACGCAUCACCUACUACCAGCUGAACUUCCAGACCGGCCUGCUGGUGCCCGCGCACAUCUUCCGCAUCGGGCCCGCGCCCGCCUUCGCCGGCGACACCAUCGCCCUGGCCAUCACCAAGGGCAACGAGGGCGGCUACUUCAGCACGCACCGCCUCAACGCCUACGCGGGCGUCGUCUCCCUGCAGCGGCCCGUGCUGGAGCCCCGCGACUUCGCCCUGGACGUGGAGAUGAAGCUGUGGCGCCAGGGCUCCGUCACCACCUUCCUGGCCAAGAUGCACAUUUUCUUCACCUCCUUGGCCCCCUGAGGGGCGGCGCCACCUGCCUGCGCCUGCGCCUUCCUCCAGGGGGCGCCCGGCGCCCCUGUGGCUCCCCAGGGUGGCUCCCGUCUAACUUUGUAACUUAAAUUAAUUUUGCUAACUUGGUUGCUGUCCGUCUCCUCUGCCCCCCCGGGGGGGAGGGGGGACACAGCGGUGGGAUGUCAAGGUCAAGGUCACUGUGAGGCUCUGGAGGUGAGUGGCCAGAGGCUGGAUGAUGCUCUGUGGCCCGGACCCGGCGGCCACGUCAGGACCCCAGACACACUGGUGACCGCCACAGCUGACGGCCCAUCCGUGCCACUGGGAGUCGUUCUCUUAAACCAUUUUAGAGUUUUGUUUCUGUUGUUUAAUUAUGAGGAUAAUACACGUCAUGGGUUUUUCUUAAA
Molecule: messenger RNA, 4196 nt
Organism: Perognathus longimembris pacificus (Pacific pocket mouse)
Lineage: Eukaryota; Metazoa; Chordata; Mammalia; Rodentia; Heteromyidae
Gene: Fbln2
Product: fibulin 2
Exons: 18
Coding region: 88-3801 (1237 amino acids)
Cellular component (GO): extracellular region
Molecular function (GO): calcium ion binding
Source: RefSeq, a predicted model, not a curated record